UCCUGAUCAUCUGACUCGACGCACUGAAAUCGAAAGUAAAGAAUACAAGUGAAAGUAAAGUUGAUCCGCGUACAUUUUACGAACACGAGCGAAACAUUUAUAUUUAUUCCGAUUUAUGGCUAAAGGACAAGAUUGAUUUGGUUUAAUGUGAGAGUUGAAGAUGCGCGGACCGAGCUAUGUUUUGAUGUCAGUGCUGCUGAUGAUCGGCGAUGGUUUGAUUAUAAAAGGUCCCUCUGGUCCUCUGGUUGCUCCUCUGGGAUCCUCUGUGGUUUUGCCCUGUUCUGUUGAUGAACUUUUAUCAGUGAAGGAUCUGGAGGUAGAAUGGAAAAGAACAGACUCAGAGACUUUAGUUCAUCUGUAUCAGGACGGUGAGAGUCGAACAGAAUCCCAGCAGCAGGAUUAUCAGGAUAGAGCUCAUUUCUUCACUGAUCAGAUUCAACAUGGAAACUUCUCCCUCCGGCUGGACAAUCUGAGAGCUGAAGAUGAGGGACAGUAUAAAUGUAAAGUUUACAUUCAGCAAGAGUCUGGUGAGACUGUGGUUCAAAUAAAAGUUAAUGCUGAGCGUUUGAGAGUAUCAGGUUCAGAUCACUCCAUAUCUGCGUCUGUGGGUGAAGACGUCACUCUGAACUGCUCUGUAGACUCUCACAUCCCACCUGGAGACCUUGAAGAGGUUACAUGGACUAAAACAGAUGAAAAUAUUCAGGUUCUGCUCUACCAAGACAAUAAUACACAUUCAUCAAAUGAGCGAUAUAGAGACAGAGUUGAGCUCUUCCCUGCUGAAAUCCACAAAGGAAACUUCUCUCUCAGACUGAAGAGCAUCAGAACUGAUGAUAAAGGAGUUUACAUGUGUCAGGUGUUUGCUGGAGAUUUAUCAGCCAACGCAACUGUAGUACUGGAGAGACUGGGUGAGUAACAGACGUGUCAUACUUUGUAAAGUGGAACAUUUAAUGGCAGCAGAAUCAUGCCGUGCCAAAUCAACUAAAUUUGGUAGAAAGGUGGCAGCAUCGUGGAUGGAAUCUAGAAAUUUUAACAAUCCAGAAAAAAUGUAAACUGAAAAAAACAUUAAGGAAAAAAUAAAACUGAUUUCAUAUGGCCCUAACCAUGUAAGAUGCCAUUCAAUUUACUUACAAUGAAGAAAAAAAGACAUGCAGUGCAAAAAGAUGAGCAAACAAUUUCAGCAUAAAAGCAGCAUCUCUUCAUUAGUGGGUAAAGCCAAAAAUACUACCUGUAAGAAGGAAAUCUAGCUAACCUCGAAGGAUAAAAAUACAAAUAAACAACAUAAUUCUUACCCACUUUCCUAACUAGCAAAAACAAGGACAAAAGAAAAUGGCACCCAACUCCCUACUACUUCAGCACUUGU
Molecule: messenger RNA, 1360 nt
Organism: Carassius auratus (goldfish)
Lineage: Eukaryota; Metazoa; Chordata; Actinopteri; Cypriniformes; Cyprinidae
Product: butyrophilin-like protein 2
Exons: 3
Coding region: 161-913 (250 amino acids)
Biological process (GO): cell surface receptor signaling pathway; immune response; T cell costimulation
Cellular component (GO): external side of plasma membrane
Source: RefSeq, a predicted model, not a curated record